This is a messenger RNA of Ostrea edulis (European flat oyster), 1287 nucleotides long. Its product is annotated as methionine aminopeptidase 1D, mitochondrial-like. Gene Ontology annotation, biological process: proteolysis. Bases 111 to 1106 code for a protein of 331 amino acids. The record is from RefSeq and is a predicted model, not a curated record. NCBI's taxonomy places the organism in Eukaryota, Metazoa, Mollusca, Bivalvia, Ostreida, Ostreidae. The transcript is spliced from 8 exons. Gene Ontology annotation, molecular function: metalloaminopeptidase activity.
UAGAUAUAUUUGACUUCUUAAGCGGCUUCAAUUUUUGUACUUUCAGUUUGUCCUCGUAAGGUACAAAGGUAUUCCUAUCUGCACAAUGUAACAGGACUGCGAAGAAACAAAUGUUUAAAAUGAAAGGAAAUUUCACGUAUUGCAUUUACCAUGCAGCAAAAGCACGUUCUGUGUUUUCAAAUAUACACUCCAGAUUUGCUGUCAUUAACAAGCAAACAAAACGGGGCAAGUUCAGUUUUGUCCUGCCCCAUAAGACGACACAUUCAAGAUUAGUACCAGAAUUUAUACAAAAACCACCAUAUGCAGUCAAUGGAGUGGUGAGCCCGAGGCCCUUAGAAAUUGAAAUCAAAACCAAGGAACAAAUUGCUGUGAUGAGAAAUACAUGUCGACUGGCAAGAAAAAUUCUAGAUUGUGCAGGAAGACAGUUAAAGGUUGGAAUGACAACAGAUGAAAUUGACGAGUUUGUUCAUCAGAUGUGUGUAGACAAUGAGGCGUAUCCAUCCCCUCUAAUGUACCACAACUUCCCCAAAUCAAUUUGUACAUCAGUCAACAAUGUAGCUUGUCAUGGUAUACCUGACCUCCGACCUCUUGAGGAUGGGGACAUCGUCAAUGUUGAUGUCACGAUCUUUAAGGAUGGCAUGCACGGUGAUGUCUCUAAGACCUACAUGAUUGGCUCAGUGGAUGAGGAUGCCAGAGAGUUGGUAGAAGUAACAGAACAAUGUCUGAAUGCUGGCAUAUCUCAGUGCAGACCAGGACAAAAAAUAAUAGCCAUUGGAACCGCCAUCAGAAAUUUAGCAGAAUCUCGCGGGUUUUCCGUCCUCCCAGCGUUCUGUGGACACGGAAUUGGGUCAGACUUCCACGCACCUCCAGAAAUCAUGCAUAUCCCUUUAACGGAGUACGAAUCCCAGCACGUGACGAUGAAGGAGGGAAUGACAUUUACAAUAGAGCCCAUUCUGUCAGAGGGAACCGACAUGGUAAAUAUUUUGGAGGACGAUGGAUGGACGGCGGUAACAGAGGACGGAAGUCGGUCCGUGCAGUUCGAGCACACUGUUUUAGUAACCACUGACGGGUGUGAAAUAUUAACAUUGUCUGAGGAAGAAUUGUAACGAGACAAUCUAAAUAAUGAUCAUGUAAAAUGAAUUCCGUAAAUCUGAACAGAGAGACAGUUGCUCAACAUCAGUAUCAAGUGGCAUACUGUCAGUACUGCUUUACUUCAGUAUUAAGAAUGUUUUUUACAAUUUCAAAAGAUGCUGUCGAUUUGCUUUUUAAAUGAAGAAUUUAUCUGUA